This is a messenger RNA of Halichondria panicea, 1170 nucleotides long. Its product is annotated as ataxin-3-like. The transcript has 9 exons. The coding region runs from base 57 to 989 and encodes 310 amino acids. Gene Ontology annotation, biological process: protein deubiquitination. The record is from RefSeq and is a predicted model, not a curated record. Lineage: Eukaryota; Metazoa; Porifera; Demospongiae; Suberitida; Halichondriidae. Gene Ontology annotation, molecular function: cysteine-type deubiquitinase activity. Gene Ontology annotation, cellular component: nucleus.
AAGGAUCUUUACCAACUAGAUCUGAUCUACAUGUGUUUAUUUGCCUACUGUGUGACAUGACCUUUACCAUUCUUUGUGUACCAAGUAAAAUGGAGACUAUUUAUCACGAGAAACAAGAGGGGCAGCUAUGUGCCCAACACUGUCUCAACAACCUCCUGCAAGAGUCUCACUUCACAGCUGUAGAUCUGGGGAAGAUAGCGGAGCAGCUGGACCAGGAGGAGGCGGCUACACUGGCAGAGGGGGGACUGGGUUCCCCUGCCCUUGCCUCGUUUGUCGAACAGCCCUCUCCAAACAUGGACGACAGUGGAUACUUCUCUGGACAGGUAAUCAAUCGAGCUCUAAGUGUGUGGAGUCUGACCAUGGCUCUUUGGAAUGCCCCACACAUGAAGCAUGUCAUGGACAACCCAACAGCUCAGAAGGCUUUCAUUUGCAACCACGACAGCCAUUGGUUAACCAUACGGAAACUUGGAAGACAAUGGUUCAACCUGAACUCGCUGCUCCCAAGACCAGAGCUCAUCUCUGACACUUAUCUCAAUCUCUUCCUCACUCAACUGCAGAUGGAAGGAUAUUCCAUCUUUGUGAUAGAGGGACAUUUGCCUGCCUGUGAGGCUGACCAAUUGUUAACACUCGUACCCGUGGAGCCACCAGCUGCUGGGAGGCAGCAAAGGGAGAGAGGAGGAGAACAACGAACUCUGAUCCCUGAAGAAACAUAUGAUGCUGACUUGGCAGCUGCUAUGUCUGCAAGUUUAACAGAUGGCCAGGGCAAAUUUCAACCACCAGUGGACGAGCAGUAUGAUGUCGAUUUGGCUGCUGCCAUCUCAAUGAGCAUGCAAGAUUCGUCGACCAGUACUGAAUCAGAGCCGAGUACCUUGACCAAACCAUCUCGGCACUCAGACCGUCCGACAUCAGAUCAGCCUGUGUCAGAAGAGAGAGAGCUCACAGCAGAAGAACUAAGGUCCAAGAGACUAAAACACUUGGGCCAACCUUGAACAUGCAGAACAACGUAAUGACGAACUUAUUCCCUGCUCUAAUAGUUAUUUACAUUCUUCUGCAGUCAUCUCAUGCAAUAUCCAAUAUCAUUACGUCAUUGAGUCAAUUAAUGAAUGCAUGCACGUUUUGUCAAUAAACUUUGAUUAUGCAUCUUUCUAAAAGAGUUUGUGUCAAGUUAAA